GUGUGUUCUCUCAUAUGUUUGUAAAUUGUAGUCUGGAGACGCCGCUGUGUGGAUCUCAGCGCGCAAAUGUUAUUUUCCAAUGUUGAUAAACCUUCCUUGUUUGGAUUUUAUUUAAAAAUUACUGGUCUUUAGAAACAGCGGGAUAGAAAAUCUUGGCGACAUUGUGGAUCUUGACGAACCGAACAAGGCAGGAAGAGAGAGUAUAAUGGUCCUUAGUCAGAUGGAUGCCGGUAAAGCUUUGACGGCGGCGGCAGCCAAAGGGAAUACGAGCGAGGUGCAGAGGAUCCUGGAGGAGAGCCGAGUGCAUCCUGAUACUCUCAAUGAAUUUGGCAUGACUGCACUGCAGGUGAUGAUGAUGGGGAACUCCAAGAUUGCGAGUUUGCUGUUGGAAAAAGGAGCAGACCCCAACAUCCAGGACAAACAUGGGAUAGCGCCUGUCCACGAUGCAGCCCGAACAGGAUUCGUGGACACUCUGCAGGUUCUGGUGGAGUACGGUGCUUCGGUAAACCUCCCGGACCAGAGUGGGGCCCUGCCUAUCCACAUUGCCAUCCGGGGCGGCCACCGGGAUGUUGUGGAGUUCCUGGCACCGCGGUCCGACCUGAAGCACGCCACCGUCAGCGGGCAGACAGCGAUAGACGUGGCCCGAGCUUCGUGUGUGCCUGAUAUGAUUGACUUGCUUUUCGCUCACAUUCAUAGUUAGUCAGAAGUCUGGGUGCCUUCUGGGUAAACAUAACCUCACACUUUUUUUUUUUUUUUUUGUCUGUUUUUUGCUUUAAACCUGGUGACUUGAAUUCAUUGCUGUGUAAAGGAUUCAUUUUUUGUGAUUAGUGGCUCAGAAUUAAUAUGUGACACAGGACAUAUUGUCUUGGCAGCUUAUUUUCAGUGGAUUGGGUGGCUACAGUAGAGUAGACACCUCUUUUGCACAGUGCAAUUUAGGCACCUUAUAUAUCUGUUUUCCCUAUUAAUUGGGAGUGCACAUUUGUAGAUAGUUUUCCCUCAGUGUUUUGUAAUUAUUGCAUUAUUUCUAUUGUGUAAGAAUUGUAACAGUUGAUACAAUGUAUGUGUUUUUUUAAAAAUUUUACAAACUUGACAUGGUGCACCCUGAUUGCUUUGCAUAGUUGUGUUUCUCUCGAUUAGAUGUACUUAGACUUUGAAUUUACUCUUAUUUAUUGUUGGAAUAGGACUGAAUAUUCCUGUGACUUUGUAAAUAGCGACAUUUAUUGUGAUUUGUUGAAAUGUUAUUUAUAUAAAUACUUUUAAAGCAAAAGUGAGAUUAUUCACUUUACUAUU
Molecule: messenger RNA, 1290 nt
Organism: Xiphias gladius (swordfish)
Lineage: Eukaryota; Metazoa; Chordata; Actinopteri; Istiophoriformes; Xiphiidae
Gene: cdkn2d
Product: cyclin-dependent kinase inhibitor 2D (p19, inhibits CDK4)
Exons: 3
Coding region: 206-700 (164 amino acids)
Biological process (GO): negative regulation of cell population proliferation; regulation of cyclin-dependent protein serine/threonine kinase activity
Cellular component (GO): nucleus
Molecular function (GO): protein kinase binding; cyclin-dependent protein serine/threonine kinase inhibitor activity
Source: RefSeq, a predicted model, not a curated record